Lampris incognitus (smalleye Pacific opah) is the source of this 1619-nucleotide messenger RNA. RefSeq names its product proteasome 26S subunit, ATPase 2 (gene psmc2). Gene Ontology annotation, biological process: proteasome-mediated ubiquitin-dependent protein catabolic process. The record is from RefSeq and is a predicted model, not a curated record. Gene Ontology annotation, molecular function: ATP hydrolysis activity; proteasome-activating activity; ATP binding. NCBI's taxonomy places the organism in Eukaryota, Metazoa, Chordata, Actinopteri, Lampriformes, Lampridae. Gene Ontology annotation, cellular component: proteasome regulatory particle, base subcomplex. The transcript has 12 exons. The coding region runs from base 116 to 1417 and encodes 433 amino acids.
UUCCGGUUCGCAUUGCGCAGCAGCGGAAGUUCAAACCUGCUGCGUAAUCGUGCCGAUUUAGGCUAUUUUUUGUGUGCUGUAUUCGUUGUUUUAGAUUUUCUGUUAUCGAUCAAUUAUGCCGGAUUAUUUGGGAGGAGAUCAGAGGAAAGUCAAAGAAGAGGAGAAGGAAGAUGGGCCCAUCAGAGCUUUGGAUGAAGGGGACAUCGCGCUGUUGAAAACCUAUGGCCAAAGCACAUACUCCCGUCAGAUCAAACAAGUGGAAGAUGACAUCCAACAGCUGCUUAAGAAGAUCAAUGAGCUGACUGGCAUCAAAGAAUCAGACACAGGCUUGGCUCCUCCGGCGUUAUGGGAUCUGGCUGCUGACAAACAGACUCUUCAGAGUGAACAGCCGCUGCAGGUGGCAAGAUGCACAAAGAUCAUCAAUGCGGACUCUGAGGACCCAAAGUACAUCAUCAAUGUGAAGCAGUUUGCCAAGUUUGUGGUGGACCUGAGUGAUCAGGUGGCUCCCACUGACAUUGAGGAGGGAAUGAGAGUCGGAGUGGACAGAAACAAGUACCAGAUCCACAUUCCUCUGCCUCCUAAAAUUGAUCCCACCGUCACCAUGAUGCAGGUGGAGGAGAAGCCCGAUGUGACCUACAGUGACGUGGGUGGAUGUAAGGAGCAGAUUGAAAAGCUUAGGGAGGUGGUUGAGACCCCCCUACUCCAUCCUGAGAGGUUUGUGAAUCUGGGUAUCGAACCCCCAAAAGGUGUGCUCCUCUUCGGGCCCCCUGGCACCGGGAAGACCCUUUGUGCCCGCGCAGUGGCCAACCGUACCGAUGCCUGCUUCAUCAGGGUCAUCGGGUCAGAGCUGGUCCAGAAGUAUGUGGGAGAGGGAGCCCGAAUGGUCCGUGAGCUCUUCGAAAUGGCCAGGACCAAGAAGGCCUGCCUCAUCUUCUUUGAUGAAAUUGAUGCCAUUGGAGGUGCCCGGUUCGAUGACGGGGCUGGUGGGGAUAAUGAAGUCCAGAGAACCAUGCUUGAGCUCAUCAACCAGCUGGAUGGCUUCGACCCGCGGGGGAACAUCAAGGUUUUGAUGGCCACUAACCGGCCCGACACCCUGGACCCGGCCCUCAUGAGGCCCGGUCGUCUGGACAGGAAGAUCGAAUUCAGCCUGCCAGACCUGGAGGGUCGCACACACAUCUUCAAGAUCCAUGCCCGCUCCAUGAGCGUGGAGAGAGACAUCCGCUUCGAGCUGCUGGCUCGGCUCUGCCCCAACAGUACUGGGGCCGAGAUCCGCAGCGUGUGCACGGAGGCCGGCAUGUUCGCCAUCCGCGCACGCAGGAAGAUUGCCACAGAGAAGGACUUCCUGGAAGCCGUUAACAAGGUCAUCAAGUCGUACGCCAAGUUCAGCGCCACCCCCAGAUACAUGACCUACAACUGAGUCACGGAUCUGCUCCGCAUCCACACGUACCGCUUUCACUUGUGUUGUCAGCAUCGGGAACGUUGAGUUUAAACACAGCGUGCUCCUUUUGUCAACCUCCCUGAUCACUUGGAAAUAAAGAUUCCAGAUGUUUGUGUUCAGUGAGUCUCAAAAAUUGCACCUUUGUUUUGAAACAGGUCUAUUAAAAUGUAAUAACAGAGUA